AUGAACAAAAGCGGUAGGCGUGAAAAUGUAAGUUUAUAUUUUAAAUUGAUGAGGAUCUUUUACAAUUCGUUAAGAGUGUAUUUAUCUUUCUACAUUUUUCUCAACUUCAGGUACACUGCCGACCUCGUCAAGCUCGUGCUGACGCAAAUCAAACUUUGGACGAUGGUAAAAUAAAGUCUAGAAGUGAAAAGGCCGAUCAAAAGUCUGGAUUCUGUUAUUCUGGAGAGAAGAGAAAGCCGAUGGCCAGAUUCAGAGGAGGACGAAGAACCAGACCAGCGAAGAGAUGUUAUCCUACCUCCAGAUACACUCCUCGUCCUUCCAAACAACAAAUGAAGUGCAAUCUUUCCGACGAUAGAUCUCCAUUACAUCUGACCUUUUCGGAAGACAAGUUCAACGAAUCGGACGAGUUUGAUGUGUCGGACAAGUUCAAUGUCUCUGAUCAUUUAAACGAGGACGUGGAUGAGAUGACGGAUCGUAUGAAGGCUGUCCAUCUUUGGUACAAGACCCAGCUUCUUCAGGAACAGACCAAGCAGCCAGGUUUAGGUAACAAGAUUGAUAUGACGGGCAGACGAGUGGACACGAAUGGGAAUCUGAUCUGA
Messenger RNA from Bursaphelenchus okinawaensis, 599 nucleotides. Lineage: Eukaryota; Metazoa; Nematoda; Chromadorea; Rhabditida; Aphelenchoididae. The record is from the annotation of a GenBank genome assembly.